This is a messenger RNA of Strongylus vulgaris, 513 nucleotides long. NCBI's taxonomy places the organism in Eukaryota, Metazoa, Nematoda, Chromadorea, Rhabditida, Strongylidae. The record is from the annotation of a GenBank genome assembly.
AUGCUCUUUGGCUACGACACUGUGCGCCUUUCUUGGGGCUACGCUCUGAGGAGAGCCACUGCAAUUGGAUUGUUGAAUUUUUAUUUAAAUAUUGGACGCUAUCCAAGAGUUAUGUGCUGGAAUUUACAAUUUGACUACAGAUCAUCUUCUUCCAGAUUUUUGAAAGGAUUUCGUCACAGAACACCCCUGGAUCGGCAUUACGAUCUUCCUGAUGAUGUUGAACCCCCAUGUGGCCGUCUGAUGAAGGCAGUGUGGAAAUUAGUCCGAUCCGAACUCCAGCUAAGAGCAUAUGACAGAGCAACAGCUGCUUUAUGCAUUCUCAAGCGAAGACUUCCAAUAUUCGAUGAUCGUACGCUCUGUGAAGAUGUGCUGGUCAGCACAAAGCCAAAAUAUACUGCAGUGGCCAACUACCUCAAUAAGCUUUCUCUGCUGAACAUCUCAAUACUGUCGGAGAUGAACUGGUUCUUAAAAACUGCUGAAAUGGCUCGUGUUUAUGGCAUCCAGUUCUAUGAG